CGUCUACCGACUCCGACCACGGGGUAAAGGUAUAUCAAGCCUCCAUCCAUAUUCGGGGCCGAGGCUCGGGCUCAUGUUGGCAUUGGCAUUGACAUCCAACCCUGAACCUUUUUUUUUUUUAAACUCCCCUAACUCCAACCUUACCCCAACGAGAAGCUCCCAGACCGAACCCGAACUCUCAACGGCUUCUUAACGUCCACAUGCUCACACAGUGGUACUCAUUGCCUCGGUGAAUCGAUCGAUAUACUUUACGUACAGUUACAACUUAUGAACAAUUGAUCACCGUUUCCCCAUCGUAUCUUCCAUUAUCCUCAAAUCAUGUUCACAUCUGCUCGGCGCUGGCUGCGCAACAAUCGUACGCCCAUUGCUGUCGGCGUGGGCGUCAUCGGUGCCGGUUACGUCGCGACGCAAUAUGUCAUUGGAAAGCUUAAUGAUGCCCGCGAGCGCAUGAGCAGCGAGCGCAUCGCCAAGGAGAAUCUGCGGCGUCGCUUCGAACAGAAUCAGGAGGACUGCACAUUCACCGUCUUGGCUCUCCUGCCCUCCGCCACGACGGCCAUUCUCGAAGCCAUGAACACGGAGCAGAUCACAUUUGAGAUUCAGCAGAUGAAAGCCACCAAGGCUAUAAAGAAUGGUGGCCCUGAGUCUGCAGCGCCACCCAGCAUCGCAGAUACUACAUUGACAGAGGACGAUGGGAAGAGUAUGGCUGGCCAAAGCGAGAGCGGUGUACAGUCCAGCCAGGCCCCUACAUCCUCACCAUUCAACGCCGGUGGCGAAGCGAACAAGGAAGCACCCAAGCCUCGCAAGACGAAGCGACAACUAUGGGAUGACGUGACCAUCAGCGCGGUGACGCGGUCUUUUACUUUGAUAUAUACCCUCGCGCUGCUUACAAUGCUAACUCGGGUUCAACUCAACCUCCUUGGCCGAAGAAGCUAUCUAUCGAGCGUGGUGGCCCUCGCAACAGGUGGCCAACAAGGCACCAUCAGUCUUGAGAACAACGAUGACGACAACACAGAACAGACAUAUGGCAGUGACUUCGACAUAAAUCGCAAGUACCUGACCUUCAGUUGGUGGCUACUCAACAAAGGAUGGGUGGACUUGAUGCGCCGAGUGGAGAGCGCCGUGCGCACCGUCUUUGGCAGCCUGAGCCCUAGGGACCUCUUGAGCUUUGAGAGGUUCUCUGAGCUGACGACCGAGGUGAGGAAGCUUGUCGAAGGCUCUACAAAGGAGGAGCGUCAGAAGUCAGACUGGCUCAACUUCCUCCUCCCACCCAGAGGCAUGGAGGACGAAGUGAUUCGAGAGUCGGGCAUCCUCGACGAGACAUCUAAUCAGGGUGGCGAACAGUCAACACCCGCGUCACAGGCAAUUCUGAGACGGCUGCUUGACGAGACAGCCGACCUUAUCGAAUCACCCAGUUUCACGCACGUCCUCACUCUUCUCCUCGACGCAGGUUUCUCCUAUCUCAUUGAUAACAAGCUCGCCACUGCCGCGUUUGAACUCCCGGCCUCAGAUGGUAUCGUCACUCCCGAACUUAAGGACCAGCAGCGCUCAAAGGUGAUUCUACUGCCCAAGAUCCUGUCGGUGUUGACACGUCAGGCACAUGUUAUUGGCGAUGGAAUGCCCAACGAAUACCUCCAGAAGAUGGAGACUGUCCGUGAUCUGGAGGCUUUUGCUGCUGUCGUGUAUUCAAGUAAUUGGGAGCAGGAAAUUCGCACAGAUGAUGACCUGAUGGCCAGUGCUGUUGAUCUUGGCGCUUCGCAGACAACUGGUGUCACCAAGGUAUCGCAACCACAGACUCGGACACAGACUCAGACACAGACACAAGUCCACGGUGCACAGGGGGAAUCAAGCCUGGUUGUGGUAGACCCUCAGGGGGGCUUCGAGAGCGCAUGGGGACGAGCAGUGGAGGACAAGUCGUGAAGCGUAUGUAUUUUGGUUGUGUUUGUUGUGUUGCUACAUAACUUUGGGAGUCAUGGCGGGAUCAUCACAUGGGAAUCAGGGAUGGAGAUAAAGGAGCAGCAUAAUAUCGGGAAGCAUCUGGGCCACUGAAGACGCAAACAAAUGUCACAUCUUAGUCAUUUAGAGGCGAGUAUAUGGUGUUGAUAUAGUUUAGUCGAGUCUGAGGGAUUUGGUUUAACAACCCCCCUCUUGUAACAUUGAUGCCGGAAAUGGCGUUGGGUAUAGUCCUCUCUUCUCUCCUUCCGCAUGCCUCCUUAGCCGAACGUGCCGAACGUGAGGGACGUUUCCGGGCUUCUGGUACGGACUCGCGCUGCCAUGCCGAAACCGUCAUCCUGCUCGGAGCCGGGCAACACGAGUGCCGUGUUCUCGUGUUUGGGUUAUUCUCCUGAUGGCUGGGAAACACCUCCUUCAUACCUCCAGCCUUCAGGCCAUGCCCGGGAGCGCAGUAUCUAGACUGGAGGGGAAGUGGGUUUGUUUCCCCAUCUCAAAAGCCCCAUGGUUGUAGGUGGUAUUUUCAAACGCAAUGCUUCGAAAAGUGCUCAUUACUCUUGCUCCUCCCGCUCACAUCAAGCCCCUGAUGAACUGAUCGAGGCCCAACUCGAAGAGCUCGUUCUUGACACCAUCGCCGUUUUUGUGUUCCACUGGCGCCAGGGGGUUCUUGACCACUACAAAGAAAAGUUAGCUCAAAUGUUACACUCUUCCUGGCUCAUAAACCACACCAUAUUCCACCCAUAGGUUGAUGUAAAUUUGGUGUAGCACAUUGCGCAUGCUCAAGGUCGCUGUGUCGGUGAGGAUAACAAAUCUCAAGUUGGCGGGUGUUUCGUAAAAGUGUAGCUUAUACUGGGCAGUUCGGUAGCUGAUGAAUGCAUCGUCGUCGCCGCCGAGCUUACGG
Fusarium odoratissimum NRRL 54006 is the source of this 2848-nucleotide messenger RNA. RefSeq lists its product as uncharacterized. Bases 319 to 1917 code for a protein of 532 amino acids. Gene Ontology annotation, biological process: protein import into peroxisome membrane. Gene Ontology annotation, cellular component: peroxisomal membrane. NCBI's taxonomy places the organism in Eukaryota, Fungi, Ascomycota, Sordariomycetes, Hypocreales, Nectriaceae. The record is from RefSeq and is a predicted model, not a curated record. The transcript is spliced from 3 exons. Gene Ontology annotation, molecular function: protein-macromolecule adaptor activity.